Maylandia zebra (zebra mbuna) is the source of this 2682-nucleotide messenger RNA. Lineage: Eukaryota; Metazoa; Chordata; Actinopteri; Cichliformes; Cichlidae. The record is from RefSeq and is a predicted model, not a curated record.
AGCUGAGGAAGCAGGAGGAGACGGGCCAGCUUGUCCAGCCCGUGCUCUUCGUCCUGCUGGUGCUGCUGUCUGUGCUGCUGUACUUCGCGGUCUCUCUGAUGGACCCGGGUUUCAUCCUGUCUGAUGACACGGACUUGCAGUUCAUGCUGGGAGUGACUGAGGAGCAGCAGGACAUGAUUCCUCCUGCCACCAAAUCCCUGAGACAGCGCCGUUGUGGCCACUGUCUGCUUCAGCAGCAGCCAAUGAGAUCAAAGCACUGCCAGACGUGUCAGCACUGCGUCCGGCGUUAUGACCAUCACUGUCCCUGGAUUGAGAACUGCGUUGGUGAGAGGAACCACCGCUGGUUUGUGUUUUACCUGGCCUUCCAGCUGCUAGUGCUUCUAUGGGGCCUGCGCAUUGCCUGGACGGGUUUCACCUACGUACCCAUCUGGCACCAGUGGCUGCGUACAAAUGGAGUCCUGACGGCCGUGACCAUGCUGCUAGCGCUGCUCUCGCUCAUCGUACUGUUGCUGCUUGGCUCCCAUCUAUACCUGGUUUCUCUCAACACAACCACGUGGGAGUUCAUGUCGCGCCACCGCAUCUCCUACCUCAAACACUGCGGUGCAGAUGAGAACCCCUUUGACCGCGGGACAUUCCAAAACCUUUGGGGUUUCUUCUGCAUCUGGGGCACAGUGGUGUGGGAGCAUGUGUACUUCAAGGAGGGCAGCGAUCAGGUUUAGGUACAUUUCAGUGAUGAACAGCCUCUCUGGAUCUGGGAUUACACACCAAAUAGGAGGAUAAACUGUGCUUGUGACCGGUUCCCUUUAUAUAGGCAUUUGUGUUGUUGUGCCAUAACUGUGGAGCGUUUCCCUCCUUCUCAUCCUCUCAGUCGUUCUUUAUUGCAAUUGAUUGCCUGCAUUUCCUGUUUUUUUUUUUACCUCAAUGCAGUCGUAGUGAAAUAUGUGGGAGCUUUCAAAUAGUCAGUUUUGGUUAGGAAGUUUUCUAAUGAGUAAAGUGAUACAGGUGCAUGACAGCUAUAAUAAAAGCAUUUCAAAUUCUGGUCUAAAGACCUUAUGUUAAGGUCUACAGCAAGAGAAAUAAGAGCUAUAAUAAUUGACUUAAUUAAGUAUAAUGCACACUUCACCUUUGGAAUGUUUGUUGUUUAUCAUGGAAUUAAUUUUUACUUAAGGUCAGCUAGAAUACAUGAUGGAUGGAGGAAAUUUUACUUCAGUCAUGGAAAUCAAGGACUUAAAUGAAAUAAAUCAUUUUCCUGCUCAUGUGUCUUACGGGCUAUGGGGCAGGGCAAAUUAGCAUGAUGCCCUAAUGAUCAUGAUCUAAUAAUAGUGCACUAAUUUAAUGAAAUUUAAAGAUGCAGCCGAUUCAUUUCAAUAAUAAUCAAUAUGCUGCCAAGAGCAGAACAAAUGAGCAGCUCAAAAACAGCAGAACCGGUGAGAAACCCAACGAGGAUUGUGCGAACCAACGCAGGUCUUAGAAAUAGAAAAUGGAGAAUGCGAGGUUCAAAGGUCUGAGACACAGCUGGAGCUCAGGAUUUAGCCAGCAUUUUUCAAACAGCUGUAUGACCUGUAAGAUGUGUAGAAGGUAAACAAAAGCAUCAGAUCUUGAGCCUCGCACACGUUCGUGAAAAUACAGCUACUAUGCCUACAUGCUUAUGAGCAUUGCUCAUUGUUGGUCUGUGCAGACUCCAGAGGAAGGACAGUUCAGCCAAGUUUCAGUAUUAUUGAGCAGAACACUCAGGGACAGGACUAUUGCUAUUUUUUUAUGACCUUCAUGAAACAUCACAGUAAGAACACGCUAAUAAGGUGGGCAUUUUGCCGUCCAUUGUCUCGAUGCUGUAAUUUCAACACAGUAGACAUCGAGUUGGUUAGAAUCUCAGCACACAGGCUUCUUUUCCCAACUUAAACAUUUUGACCUCGAUGGAGAACAUCACCAGGUCGGGAACAGGAAAUAGGAGUCAUUUUUAGGACAAUUUGAACAUAGUGUGUGUUUCCAGAAUGAGGCUGCUCCUCUUAAUAACUGGUAACCAGCACUGCGGCCUUCCUCCUUAUUGUUUACACAUCAAGUUCAUAAUUUCCUUCAAAACAAGCAACUCUCUACAUUGUCUUCAGGCAUUUUACACACCUGAGUGAAUCCGGUUAAGCUAGGACUUUACUCACCCAAAUACCCUCAGUCCUGCCUCUUCCACAAAAUCAUUUAAGUAACAAGUGAUGUUUGUUGACAAUAACCUGACUGUUCACCCUCAAUUCACAUCAAUCAUUACAUUCAAAAUUUGAGUAACAAUUACUUUAGUGUAGUGGGUUCCAUUCUCUUGUUGUCUCGUAUGAUGAAUGCUGUGCCUGUUUUACAGGAUUCACCUUCUCCAGCAGCUUUUGUCACUAAAGUAGGUUAGUCCAAGUGAGUGUGUUUGAAAUAUGAACUGUAUUGUUCCUGGCAAUUAUUCCAUACAUGUACACGAUAUUUAGACCUGUUACAGUGUCUCAAGUUGUUUAAAAUUGUACAUAUUUUUUAAACUAUUUUGGAGCAGAAAAUGUCUUUAGAUUUUUGUAAAACUAUUUUAACAGGGACUUGAAUGAUACAGUGGAACACUGGUUAUUAGCUAAAAGGUUUGAGUGCAAUAUGUUUCCAUUUAAGGUUUUCCUUGUGCAAUAGUAACCUUGUAAGACAGCAAUAAAUGUUUGUGUUUGA